Messenger RNA from Pomacea canaliculata, 1562 nucleotides. RefSeq lists its product as uncharacterized. Bases 1 to 1239 code for a protein of 412 amino acids. Lineage: Eukaryota; Metazoa; Mollusca; Gastropoda; Architaenioglossa; Ampullariidae. The transcript is spliced from 6 exons. The record is from RefSeq and is a predicted model, not a curated record.
AUGGCGAGGGAUCCGAAGGAAGCCAGUAAGCAAAGGAAAUUUCGAUGUCGACCGUUUGUCACAGAAGAUGCAUUUCGAGCUGAAAGCUGUGCUGUCCUGACUUCUUUGACUUCACCGAUAACCAAAAAUGUGAGACCAGCAGUUACCUGGUUGAGCUCAGCUUCAACACUGGUUCAGGUCUUGAGGUUCAAUGCAGAGGAAAUCAGUGCAACUCGUCGGCGAGCUACGUGUUCACACCCAGCAGCCAAGAAGGACAACAACAGCCAGGUAGAAGUGCGCAUUGAGUUACCCCGACAACAGAGGGCAGGUUGGGUGGAGUACAGGUGUGUGCCUCAUGACGUCAGUCAGGUGCAAACUACAGGCUGCCGCGCAAACUUCUCGCAACCACCGGUCACUUCCGAGGUCAGCACCACAGACAAGGUACCCCGGAAAGAAACCAACAUCACCGGAAACAAAGAAACCCACUUUGAUGCACUCGUCCACAUCAUCGUCACCGGCUGCUUCAUAGGUAUCACCACCAUUGCCGUUGUUGUCGUGUUGGCUGUGGGGAUCCGUCUACUGAGAAGGAGAGUGUAUGAUAAGCAACAAUGGGCAAACAAUGUGUUUAGUGGAUUGUCUGCCCCUCGCCCUUCUGGACCCACCCACCAAGAAUCUGGCAACAUAUAUGAUGAGAUACCCAGUCAUCAGUGGCACAAAAAACUAGUCAGUACAGACACGGUUGACCAAAAAACCGCAGACGCAGUAAUUUCUAGGUGCAGCCUGCCUCCUGUCGACCGAGACAACAGAAACAACAAGCAUGAAAUAAUCACGCAGACUCCAGCAGACCUCUCUGAUGCGGCUCCAGAGGACAACCCGCACAUCAUCCUCCAUCGGCAGAAUGCCCUCAAGCCUAGGGACUCUACCAGUCACACUCUCCCGCCCUUUGACCUCCAGACAAAUCUGAAUAGUUUGGCCUCAGACUCAUCAAGCGUCUCCUCGUCUUUGUCGUCGCCUUCCCAGCGUUCGUCAUUGCCGCUUUCGUCAGAGGCGUCCUCGUCCUACCUUCACCCGGUGUCCGAGGUCAGCAUCAUGGUCGACGUCGACCUGGAUGUUCGCGCACGGCAACGGGCGCUGUAUCAAGUCCUGGACUGCGGGUACGUCGACUUCAAAGUCUACGAGGCCCUCCCGAAGCCUUGCAGCCCUCGUCUGCAGCGUGCGGCAAGGAAGAUGGAGACAAACCACAACAGAUGGUCGCAGUGAGCAUCACUCCUGCCACCGAGCUGCAUGCUAUGAUUAGUUGUCUACAGGCACCCCAGGAAAUACACUGUGACAACAAACAUUUCUUGCUGUAUCAUUUGAGAGCUGUCGUCAUCAAAUGUCACCAGUAUUUGUCUAUAUAUGUAUAUAAUGUCUAUAUAUGUAUAUGAUGUCUAUAUAUGUAUAUCAUGUCUAUAUAUGUAUAUGAUGCAGAAAUGAUUGUAUAUUGUGCUGUAAAUAAAUAAAUGGGCCAAAAAUAAAGUUUUGGUGGAGCAGAACAACCAUAUUGUUAAUGUUAUAGAUUGUGAUUUCGGACAAAAUGAGUA